AUGGCACAACCCGAUUUCAGUUGGAUGGUUCCCAUCGAAGUGAUGCUGGGUUCCCUCUUCCAUGGUCAAGUCCAAGCUUGCAGCAUCUCAAGCGUCACAGAGGAGCUUCGAGGCCCAAACGAAGCAGCUUUCAAGCCAAAAGAGGUCUCCAUAGGACCCUUACACAGAGGAAUCACCAGACACCUGCAACUAAUGGAAGAGACCAAGUGGCGUUACAUGCGGGAGUUUCUCGACAGAAGAGGAACGGAAGAACAAAACAGAAGAUCAGAGCAAAGGCUCAGAGAGUGCGGCACAGACAUCCUCAAAUUGGACAAACUAAUCAUCGCAAGCUACGGAGGUAACAUCGAAUCAGAACCUCACGAGUUAGCUAAGAUAAUGAUAGUAGAUGGGUGUUUUUUGCUGGAGCUCCUUAUGAGACUAGGUGAUAAUAGUAGCAACCCGAAUGACCCAAUAUUACAAAACCAAGAGAAGGUGGUGUCUGUUAUUAAUGAUAUCACAAUGUUGGAGAACCAAGUUCCCUUCAUUGUGCUCAAGAAGUUGUUUAGGAAGGUUUUUCCUGAUCGCAGUGACAUCAACAGUGAUCACCGUGUUGCUAAUAUUGUUCGCAGGGCUUUCGGUUACCCUGAGGUGAAUAACUCUGGUGGCGUACACAUUCUUCACUUGAUGCACUUGUCCACAGUGGAACAGACUCAGCAAGAGGGUAAACGCGUGAAGCAGGAGCUUCUGAGAUGCGCCACGAGGCUUCACGCUGCUGGAAUAACGAUUGAAGCUGCAGACAUCACUCAUCGCCAUGAAUUGGUUGAUUGGUUCAACUUUGACAUUAGUUUUAGUGGCAGUGUGCUAAGAAUUCCACCGCUGUACGUGAAGGAAACAACAGAAGUGAGGUGGAGGAACUUGAUUGCGUGGGAGCAGAGCAGAAUUUGGAUCAGAUGUAAGUACACUUCAUAUGCAUUGUUCUUCCAAGGCUUGGUUUGUUGUAAGCAUGACAUUGAGCUGCUAGAGGAGAAAGGGGUGAUAGUGAAUAGGGCUAGGAAGAGCAAGGAUGAGUUGUUGGAUCUGUUUAACACGAUUUCUAAGGGAGCAGAGUACAUGGAUUCCAGCUAUGAGGAUAUUUGUGAUAGAUUGAACAAGUUCCAGGGGAAGAAAGUCAGAACUGUAUUGCAAAAAGUUCCUAUUGUCACUUGGCAUGGCUGCAGAGGGGUUUAUGAGGUUGUAGUUUACUACUGCAGAAACUGGUACAGAAUUUUGAUACGUGAUCAUAUCCCCACAGUGUGGAAAUUUAUAGGAGUGUUAGCAGCGGUUGUGCUCCUUGUUCUCACAAUUAUGCAGACCUAUUAUUCAUCCCGACAAAAAAACUGA
This is a messenger RNA of Vigna unguiculata (cowpea), 1359 nucleotides long. RefSeq names its product UPF0481 protein At3g47200-like. The record is from RefSeq and is a predicted model, not a curated record. Lineage: Eukaryota; Viridiplantae; Streptophyta; Magnoliopsida; Fabales; Fabaceae.